GCGCACGCGGUUGUCCUGGCAACCGCGGCCAUGGUGGCGUUGCUGUCUGCGUCGAGCUGCUCUGGGCCGCGCGAGGAGCCGGCUGGCUCGCCAGAGUCGUCUGGCACCACCAGGACGCCGGUGCCCACCGUGUCGUCCGUGUCCCCCGAGCUUCCCGUCUCGCCAGGGCAGGGUGCAGAGCCUCCCGGCAAGAACCUGUGGGAGCAGAUCUGCGAGGAGUAUGAAGCUGAGCUGCCUCCCUUUCCAGAGGGAUAUAAAGUGAAACAAGAACCAAUGGCUCCUGUUUCACCAUUGGAGGAAAUGGUUUUCCAUGGCUUCAACACAGACCACUUUUUUUCACUUCCCCAUAUUGCCAUGCUCCCAACUGUACCCUGCUCUCAAGUUAAACUGGAAACAAGUGAUUCAAAAACAUGUUCCCCCAAAGAAUAUUUGGAAACUUUUGUCUUUCCAGUUCUUCUCCCUGGACUGUCUAGCCUGCUUCACCAAGCAAAGAAAGAAAAAUGUUUUGAGAGAAAAAGAACCAAAUUCAUUGCCUGUGAUUUUCUGACCGAGUGGUUAUACAAUCAAAAUCCAAAGAGGAUAGGCGAACCGUUCACAGAAUUCUUCUCCAUUCCAUUUGUGGCUGAGUGGCUGAAGCACCACCCUCGGCCGCCAAUCCCACUCUCCCUUCUGUUCCUAGAAGAGGAUGCUGCGCUCUACAUUCAGUCCUUCUGGAGGGGUUAUCUGGUUCGCUGCCGCCCUGAGAUUCAAGAACUGCGUCAGUGGCAGAAGAAACUGCGUGAGGACAAAUACAUUCGCCAGCGCGUCAGAACGUUCUGGACCAAACAAGAACAAAAAGUGAAAUGCAAAAUGGAGGAUGAUGAGGAAGUUGCAGCCAAGAUCCUACCAUCUUAACCACUGUCGAUAUCUUUUCCAUUCCAAGAUCCAAUUACCCCAUGAGUCAAAUGUGCAAAUUACGCCUCUGUUGUGUGACAAGAUUUGGUACACGUGAGAAUGGAGUAUUCUCCACGUAGACAGGGAGGGUUGAUUGCCUACAUGUUUCAGUGCAAAUAGUUUCUUAUAAGAAAGUGCCAGUCUUAACUUUCUGCACUGUCCCCAAAUUUUAUUCUUUCAUCCAGAUAGUUUUCCGGUGCUUCAGGAGCCUUUUACACUACCCAUCUUUGAAAUGAACAGCGAACUCUAGUUCUCACAGAUGAUGAAACACGCUUGUUACCAGUUUCCCCACUUACAGAUGCUUUGGCAAAGAUCCACAUUUUCAUUUCAAUCCCAAGCCUCUGAACUGGGUUUUUAAGUUUACCUGGUGACUCUUCUUUUCAUAUGAAAAAAAGGCAUUAUUGCUUAUUAUAAUUUCCAAAGGAACUGGCCCUUAACUUUUUAUGCAAACCCAGUAAGAUGAGACAUUUAAACACAGGUGACAAAAACAAGGAAAGGACUCUUUUUCUGCCUAGCUCCCAAAGUGUUAUCGAAAGCUCUGCAUCUUAUGGGUAAGUUAACUUCUUGCCCUUGUUUGUUGUUAGGUUUCCUGAUCCAGGAUCCCCCCAUUCAGAAUGCCACGUCCUCGGCCUUGAGGCAGAUCGGAAAGCCUCGCAGCUGUGUUGGGCUGUUUUGACACGCUACCACACAUCUUAAGUAAAUAGUAAAGCCUUUAUUUCUGUGUUAAGAACAGCAUUUUGAAAAUAAAACCUAUCUGCCCAUGCUUUACAACCUCUUACAUUUGUCAUAUUUAUAUAUACAGUCAUUUAGGGUGCAUAUUGAUUGUCUUGCUAUGUCUUUAGCAAUUUCUUUUAUAAGUAUGCCACAGCCAGCCAGGGGAGGAUAAGGUACAUUAUAAAACACACAUUAAUACAUUUAAUAAAUAUAUAUUAUCUAUCAAAAA
Molecule: messenger RNA, 1876 nt
Organism: Choloepus didactylus (southern two-toed sloth)
Lineage: Eukaryota; Metazoa; Chordata; Mammalia; Pilosa; Megalonychidae
Gene: IQCK
Product: IQ motif containing K
Exons: 9
Coding region: 31-894 (287 amino acids)
Molecular function (GO): protein binding
Source: RefSeq, a predicted model, not a curated record